CGCCCCGGGGCCGUGUCCCUCCGCGCACUUCCGCGUGCAUGGCCCUGCUGCCCGGGUCCCUGAGCCCGACUGUGCAGCGGAGCUGGCAGCGGGCGGCGCGCGCCUUCCUCGACCUCCCGCUGCCUCAGCCGCCGCCCGCCCGCGUCCGCGCGAUGGAGUGCAGGCAGGAGCCGCAGGAGCAGCAGCGCCCGCCGCCUGCCGUCGGCUCCGUAGCCGCCUACGACUACUUGGUGAUCGGGGGCGGCUCGGGCGGGCUCGGCAGCGCGCGCCGAGCGGCCGAGCUGGGCGCCAGGGCCGCCGUGGUGGAGAGCCACAAGCUGGGCGGCACUUGCGUGAAUGUUGGAUGUGUACCCAAAAAGGUAAUGUGGAACACAGCUGUCCACUCUGAAUUCAUGCACGAUCAUGUUGAUUAUGGCUUUCAAAAUUGUGAUAGUAAAUUCAAUUGGCGUGUUAUAAAGGAAAAACGGGAUGCCUAUGUGAGCCGCCUGAACACCAUCUAUCAAAAUAAUCUAACCAAGUCCCAUAUAGACAUCAUCUAUGGCCAUGCAGCAUUCACGUGUGAUCCCCAGCCCACAGUAGAGGUCAAUGGGGAAAAAUACACUGCUCCUCACAUCCUGAUUGCAACAGGUGGCAUGCCCUCGCGUCCUCAGGAGAGCCAGAUCCCCGGUGCCAGCCUAGGAAUCACCAGUGAUGGAUUUUUUGAACUGGAAGAAUUGCCUAGCCGCAGUGUCAUUGUUGGCGCGGGUUAUAUCGCUGUGGAGAUAGCCGGGAUCCUUUCAGCUCUGGGUUCUAAGACAUCACUAAUGAUACGGCAUGAUAAGGUACUUAGAAAUUUUGAUUCAAUAAUCAGUUCCAACUGCACUGAAGAGCUGGAGAAUGCUGGCAUAGAGGUCCUGAAGUACUCACAGGUCAAGGAAGUUAAAAAGACUUCCUCGGGCUUGGAACUCUGCAUGGUUACUUCAGUUCCUGGUAGGAAACCCACCUUGACCACUAUUCCAGAUGUUGACUGCCUGCUCUGGGCCAUUGGGCGGGACCCAAAUUCCAGGUCUCUGAAUUUAAACAAAGUGGGGAUUCAAACUGACAAGAAAGGUCAUAUCAUCGUAGAUGAAUUCCAGAAUACUAAUGUAAAAGGCAUCUAUGCAGUUGGGGAUGUGUGUGGAAAAGCUCUUCUUACUCCAGUUGCCAUAGCUGCUGGCCGAAAACUUGCCCAUAGACUUUUUGAAUGCAAAGAAGAUUCCAAAUUAGACUAUGACAACAUCCCCACAGUGGUCUUUAGUCACCCCCCUAUUGGGACAGUGGGACUCACAGAAGAUGAGGCCAUUUCUAAAUAUGGAAAAGAAAAUGUGAAGACCUACUCAACCACCUUUACCCCAAUGUAUCAUGCAGUUACCAAAAGGAAAACAAAAUGUGUGAUGAAAAUGAUUUGUGCCAACAAAGAAGAGAAGGUGAUUGGGAUCCACAUGCAAGGGAUUGGGUGUGAUGAAAUGCUGCAGGGUUUUGCCGUUGCAGUGAAAAUGGGAGCCACAAAAGCUGACUUUGACAACACGAUUGCCAUUCACCCUACCUCUUCGGAAGAACUAGUCACACUUCGUUGAGAACUCAGACUCCUAUGGCUGGCAGCUGGACCAGUACACUUUCUGAAGUGAACCAAAUCACAUUUACUUAAACUGUUCUUAUUUUAUGUAUUUCUUUAUUUUAAUUAGGAUCUUCUGACAGUAGAAAUUUUCAGUAAAUAAUAAGACAUUAUUUAUGUAAUUGGGAAUUUUUCGUUAUGUAGGAUAAUUUUCAUUUGAUUACUUCUCACAAUAAUAUUUUAAAGUUUUUUAUUAACAGCUCUGUGCUAGCUGGUUUUGUUUUUGUUUUUGUUUGAGCCUCAUCCCAAGUGUAAAACUAUGUGAACUACAAUUAAUAUACUUUGAAUGAAUGAAUGAAUGAAUGAAUAUAGCUUCCUACUUUUUAUAGAGAAGUAUAUUAGCAGCUGUUCACAUUUAAAUAAUGCAAGUGCACAGAAUCUCUUUUUUUUGGUUUGGUUGGGUUUUAUUUUAAAGCCAGUACUGUGCUCUGCAUAUUGCAAAGCUGCUUCAGGGAUGUGACCUUUCUCUAAAAACAUGACACAAGAGGCCUGCCUCUUUUAUUUUAUUCUUUCUUUUGUUUUAAGUGAUUACAAAUUAUUUGUUUUACUUUUAUGAGAUAAAGUACAUUAAACUUGGAAAAGAUUUGAGGAAGCUGGUUACAUAAGUGAGGGACAUUUGAGAAGUGAUUCCUGCUUUCAGAAGGAGAGGGACUCCAAUACUUCACAAGUCUGUCUGCUCAGAGUUCAUAGUUCAGUGGCUCAAUGAAUGAUUUCAGUUCUUUUA
Molecule: messenger RNA, 2357 nt
Organism: Pteropus alecto (black flying fox)
Lineage: Eukaryota; Metazoa; Chordata; Mammalia; Chiroptera; Pteropodidae
Gene: GSR
Product: glutathione-disulfide reductase
Exons: 13
Coding region: 39-1595 (518 amino acids)
Biological process (GO): cellular response to oxidative stress; cell redox homeostasis; glutathione metabolic process
Cellular component (GO): mitochondrion; cytosol
Molecular function (GO): NADP binding; flavin adenine dinucleotide binding; glutathione-disulfide reductase (NADPH) activity
Source: RefSeq, a predicted model, not a curated record